AUGUCGCAAAAGCAGAAGCAGGUAGACUCGCGCAUCCCCGCGCUCAUUCGCAAUGGCCUGCAGGAGAAGAAGCGAAGCUUCUUCGUCGUGGUCGGUGAUCGCGGCAAGGACAUCAUCGUGAACCUGCACCACAUCAUGUCGCAGAUGGAGCUCAAGCAGAACAAAUCGGUUCUCUGGGCCUACAAGAGCAAGCUCCUCAACUUCACAAGUCACCGACAGAAGCGAGAGAACAAGAUCAAGAAGGAGGUGAAGCGCGGCAUCCGCGAGGCCAACGAUAUGGACCCAUUCGAAGCCUUCGUUACCCUGCACAACAUCCGCUACGUCUACUACAAGGAGACUGAGAAGGUUCUCGGAAACACCUUCGGCAUGUGCGUCCUCCAGGACUUCGAGGCACUGACGCCUAAUAUUCUCGCCAAGACCAUGGAGACUGUUGAGGGUGGCGGCCUCGUCAUUCUGCUGCUCAAGGGUAUGAACAGCUUGAAGCAACUCUACAACCUGUCCAUGGACGUCCACAACCGUUACCGUACCGAGGCCCACGACGAUGUCGUUGCCCGCUUCAACGAGCGCUUCAUUCUGUCGCUCGGCGGCUGCGACUCUUGUCUUGUCAUUGACGACGAGAUGAACGUUCUCCCCAUCUCUGGUGGCAAGAACGUUACGGCCCUGCCUCCUCCCGACCUGGAUCAGCCUGUCAGCGAAACCCAGAAGGAACUGGACGGCAUGAAGGAGUCGCUUCAAGAUACCCAACCAGUCGGCUCCCUGGUUACCCUUGCCAAGACUGUCGACCAAGCCAAGGCCCUCUUGACAUUCGUCGACGCCAUUGCCGAGAAGACGCUGCGCAGCACAGUCACCCUGACGGCAGCGAGAGGUCGUGGCAAGUCGGCUGCCAUGGGUGUGGCCGUCGCUGCCGCGGUGGCUCACGGAUACAGCAACAUCUUCAUCACGUCGCCCUCGCCAGAGAACCUGAAGACGCUCUUCGAGUUCAUCUUCAAAGGUUUUGACGCUCUGGGCUACGCCGACCACGCCGACUACUCGAUCAUUCAGUCCACGAACCCCGAUUUCAACAAGGCGAUUGUUCGCGUCAACAUCCACAGGCAGCACCGCCAGACCAUCCAGUACAUCAGGCCGCAGGACGCUCACGUUCUUGGCCAGGCCGAGCUGGUCGUCAUCGAUGAGGCCGCCGCCAUUCCCCUGCCCCUCGUCCGCAAGCUCAUGGGCCCCUACCUCGUCUUCAUGGCCUCCACCAUCAACGGUUACGAGGGUACUGGUCGAUCUCUGUCCUUGAAGCUGAUCAAGCAGCUACGAGAGCAGUCGAGGCCAGGUGCGGCAUCCAACGGCGACACCACCGUCGCUGACCGCUCCACGGGCCGCGCUUCCAAGGAGCAGUCUUCUGGUUUCCAGGCUAGCCGUUCCCUGCGCGAGAUCACACUCUCCGAGCCGAUUCGUUACGCCAAGGGCGACUCCGUCGAGAAGUGGCUCAACACUCUCCUCUGCCUGGACGCGACCCUGCCCAGAGCCAAGGUCAGCGGCCAGGGCUGCCCUGACCCGUCGCAGUGCGAGCUCCUCCAGGUCAACCGCGAUACCCUCUUCUCCUUCCACCCCGUUUCCGAAAAGUUCCUGCAGCAAAUGGUCGCGCUGUACGUCGCCAGCCACUACAAGAACUCGCCCGACGAUUUGCAGCUGAUGAGCGACGCCCCUGCGCACGAGCUCUACGUUCUCGUGCCGCCCGUUUCGGAGGAAAACCAACGUCUUCCUGAGCCCCUGUGUGUCAUCCAAGUGUCUCUCGAGGGAAAGAUCAGCAGGCAGAGCGUCCUCAACUCGCUGAGCCGGGGCCAGCGGCCGUCUGGUGAUCUCAUCCCCUGGUUGGUCAGCCAGCAGUUCCAGGAUGAGGACUUUGCCUCGCUGUCCGGAGCCCGCGUUGUGCGCAUUGCCACGAACCCCGAGUACAUGGGCAUGGGCUACGGUUCCAAGGCGCUGCAGCUCCUCACAGACUUCUACGAGGGCAAGUUCACGAGCCUGAACGAGGAGGACAUUGUCAUGGAGGACACCAUCACUCGCGUCACGGACGAGGAGCUCGAGAACGCGAACCUCCUCGAGGACAACAUCAAGAUUCGCGACAUCAACAAGAUGCCGCCCCUGUUCGCCAAGCUCUCCGAGAAGAAGCCCGAGCUGCUCGACUACAUUGGCGUCAGCUACGGCCUCACCCAGGAGCUACACAAGUUCUGGAAGCGGGCGACCUUCGCGCCCGUGUACCUGCGGCAGACGGCCAACGACCUGACUGGCGAGCACACGUGCGUCAUGCUGCGACCGCUCGAGAACGGCGGCGACAGGUCUUGGGUCGGUGCCUUCUCUCGCGACUUCCACAAGCGCUUCCUGUCGCUGCUGUCGUACCAGUUCCGCUCUUUCUCAGCCGUCAUGGCGCUGAGCAUUGACGAGUCGGCGAACCUCGGCGCCAAGCUCGACGAGCAGGAGCCCGCGCCCCUCAACAAGACGGACCUUGACAGGCUCGUGUCGCCGUUCGACCUGAAGCGUCUUGAGUCGUAUGCCAACAACAUGCUCGACUACCAUGUCAUCCUCGACCUCAUCCCCACCAUCUCCAACCUCUACUUCACCGGCCGCCUCAAGUCCGACAUCAGGCUCACGGGCGUGCAGCAGGCCAUUCUGCUGGCCAUCGGCGAGCAGCGCAAGGACCUCGACGUCAUCUCGACGGAGCUCUCGCUGCCCUCGCAGCAGCUCCUCGCCAUGUUCAUCAAGAUCCUUCGCAAGGUGACGACGCACUUCACGGCCCUCGUCUCCAAGGCCGUCGAGGCCGAGCUGCCGCAGAGCAAGUCCCUCGGCGUCAGCCGCGAGAACGCAACGGGCGUGCACGACGACGAGGUCAUCGACCAGCGCUUCCAGCCUCUCGAGACGACGCUCGACGACGAGCUCGAGGAGUGCGGCGACGAGGUCCUGCAGACGCUGCGCAAGAAGCAGCGCGAGCUCAUCGACUCGCUCCCGCUCGACGAAUACGAGAUUGAGGGCGACACGCCGGCGUGGCAGGAGGCUGAGGCGCAGGUGGCCAAGGGGCCCGCGAGCACCGUCGUCAGUGUCAAGUCCAAGUCGAAGCGCAAGGCUGGCCAGACGGCGGCCGAGGUGUAUGACGAGGCUGUCGGAGAGAAGUCGAGGAAGAAGGCCAAGAAGGGUGGCAAGCGCGACAGGUGA
This is a messenger RNA of Verticillium alfalfae VaMs.102, 3198 nucleotides long. Its product is annotated as N-acetyltransferase. The record is from RefSeq and is a predicted model, not a curated record. Gene Ontology annotation, molecular function: 18S rRNA cytidine N-acetyltransferase activity; ATP binding; tRNA binding. The coding region runs from base 1 to 3198 and encodes 1065 amino acids. The transcript has 3 exons. Gene Ontology annotation, biological process: rRNA acetylation involved in maturation of SSU-rRNA. Gene Ontology annotation, cellular component: nucleolus; 90S preribosome. NCBI's taxonomy places the organism in Eukaryota, Fungi, Ascomycota, Sordariomycetes, Glomerellales, Plectosphaerellaceae.